Phialemonium atrogriseum is the source of this 1446-nucleotide messenger RNA. RefSeq names its product esterase. The coding region runs from base 98 to 1255 and encodes 385 amino acids. NCBI's taxonomy places the organism in Eukaryota, Fungi, Ascomycota, Sordariomycetes, Cephalothecales, Cephalothecaceae. The record is from RefSeq and is a predicted model, not a curated record. Gene Ontology annotation, molecular function: lipase activity. The transcript has 2 exons.
GGUUUGCCGAGCUGCCUUUAAUUGGCAUCAGAUCAGCCCAAACUCAGCAAGCUGCUCUUGAUCUGAAUCCAUCCCAAAUGGGUUAUUAUCGUUCAGCAUGGCUCCCAGACUUUCCUUGCUCGAGUAUCUUGACUUGGUGUACCGUCUUACAUGCUAUGCCCCCUUCAAAAUAUCCGUGAACUUAGCCCGCACCCUCGUGGUGGGAUGGUAUCGCGGCGUGCCCCUAAAAUUCUUCUGCAUCUGCGCCGUCAUCCGCGUCUUUCUCGGCGGCUUCUACCCGCGCCAAAUCCAGUUGCUUUCCCCUUCGACCCGAGCCACUUACCAGUCAUGGAUCCGCCGGAAGGCUUCUAAGCUCCCACCAACCGCCACCCAGGAAUCGGCGAACAGGCUCAAGCCCGAAAUCGUUCCCCUCCCCGACGGCAAGUCCUCCCUCCUCUGGGUCGGCAACCGCGCCCAGGCCCGCAAGGUCGUGCUCUUCUUCCACGGCGGCGGAUACAUAUCCCCGCUCGUCCCGGGCCAUUUGGAGUGGUGCUGGCGCGCCUACGUCGAAGCCGGCAUCGCCUGCGACGUCGAGACUGCUGUCGCCGUGCUCGAGUACACGCUCUGCCCCGCGGCCAAGUUCCCCGACCAGCUACAGCAGGCCGUGGCCGGGUUGGAGAGACUCCUAGCAGACGGGGUUCGUCCGGGGGACAUUAUCAUCGGCGGUGAUUCGGCCGGGGGUAAUUUGACCGCGCAGCUGCUCUGCCACCUCAAUCGUCCGCUGCCGGGGAUCGGGGCUGUCCAGCUGGCAGAACCACUGGCUGGGUCGUUUCUGGUUUCGCCGUGGGUCAGCAAGAAGACGACGGACCGGUCGUUCAGGGAGAACCAUGCACUGGAUAUGCUGUCAGCGGGGCUGGUCACUCAGUGUGGGCGGACGCUUCUUGGUCCUGAUUUUGGCAGCACGAGCGGUGAAGAUAUCAGGCAUGCGGCUUUCCCCCUCGAUGGAGACGGGACCAGCUUCGACGGCAUGGAUUCAGUGGUGAAGGAGAUAUAUGUAACCGCCGGGGAAUUCGAGCUAUUCCGAGAUCAAUCCGUGGCUGUGGCUUCGGAGCUGAGAAGCCGGAAUCCUCGUCUGGUUGUCCGGUUGGAUGUCUUCCCGAAACAGGCCCAUGAUUUCAUCCUUCUUGAGGGACGGGAUGGGAUAAUGGGAACAGCGAUGAGUAGUAUGAAGGAGUGGAUGGUUGAGUUGCUUACAAAGUCCAAGGCGAUGGACUGACGAACACAUCACCGAACUUCCUCCUUCCUCCUCGUGAAGUCAACUUCACCCGCUUCCCCCAUCUUGUUAAUAAGUGAUAGAAGUCUCUUUAAAUGAGCUUAGCCACUAUUCUAUCUACUCACAUCUUUAAAAAUGCUCAAGUAAAAACCCGAUGUUCCUGAUAUCAUAGAGUCUCCGCUCUGAGGUAUAAC